Aspergillus eucalypticola CBS 122712 is the source of this 792-nucleotide messenger RNA. RefSeq lists its product as uncharacterized. The transcript is spliced from 3 exons. NCBI's taxonomy places the organism in Eukaryota, Fungi, Ascomycota, Eurotiomycetes, Eurotiales, Aspergillaceae. The coding region runs from base 1 to 792 and encodes 263 amino acids. The record is from RefSeq and is a predicted model, not a curated record.
AUGAAUCGCGCCACCGAGCCAAGAGACCGUUACAAUCUCCGCAAGGCCCUGGCCCUCAUGGAAAGGGAGAUCAAAUUACUCAUAGAGACAGACACCCAUGUUCUUGAUCAGGGUAUCAUGAAACGGUACAAAGUCCGAGCAUUACCGCUGAGUCUCCAUGCUCAAGACGCUCGCGCACCCAAGUUUUUCACCCCUUUCGAACCAGAAAACAUGCCGGAACCUACGGCGGAGUAUGUCGACCACGAGUACAACACGUCUUCUACGCUGUCACCGGGCGAAUGGGGAUGGACUAUCUAUCUUUACCUUGACGCGUAUAUCCACGAGCUACUGGUCAAAUAUCCUGAGGUUUGGCGGAUGUGGUCGUGCAAGCAGGUGGGAGAUUAUGAUUUCGGAGACCUCUACCGAACUUUCGACCCUAAAUUCGGAUCGCUGGCGAUCUGGCAUGUUUUAGAAUCCUCAAGGCCGCAUAUCAAGUGCAUCAUGCACAACAACCUCGACUCUGAUGAUAACUACCUCCUCCGUGGGGAGGUGUUAACUGUCAUCCGCAUUAUGCUGGGCCAACUGAAGCAGAAGAUCUUUGUAAAUGAUAUGAUUGCACCGGUUCUACUGUUUUCGUUGAAUCGACGGCGUCCACGCGUCAUUGAGGCAUACUUUGAUGGGCAGGAGCUGGUAGUACGCCGCACCGAACCCUAUGAUUUUCAAUACUUGAACACAGAAGGGUUCAAAAAAUUUGCGCAAUGGUUCCUUGGAGAACCCAUCGGCGAUACAUCAAAACGGGCAGUCCGGACUUGA